Dioszegia hungarica is the source of this 1491-nucleotide messenger RNA. RefSeq lists its product as uncharacterized. The transcript is spliced from 6 exons. The record is from RefSeq and is a predicted model, not a curated record. NCBI's taxonomy places the organism in Eukaryota, Fungi, Basidiomycota, Tremellomycetes, Tremellales, Bulleribasidiaceae. The coding region runs from base 1 to 1491 and encodes 496 amino acids.
AUGCCCUCCCUCACUCGCUGGCUCGCCCUCACCUUCCUCCUCCUCUCCUCCACCGCCUACGCCCAAUGCGUCGCCCCUUACAUCACUUCUCCUCUCCGUGGCCUGGUCACCACAGCCGACUUCACCCUGUCCGGGGUGGUCAGCCGGGACAACGGGUGUGACGAGGGAUUGGUGCGGAUCAUGCGAUCGGGAUCUGGCGAGAUCUUUCUGUCUUCGGUCAACGCAGAUGGCACCUUCAGCGUGGACCUCUCACACCAACCCUGGGGACCACAGAUAUACUAUCUUCUUCUGCGGGAGGAUACCACGGACUCCCGCCCCAGCGGUCCAGUCGAGGAUGACGACGCGGACGUCCCCAUCUACGACAACCGGCCAACUUUCUCCGGGUCGACCGACUGCCCGUACGUCACCUUGACAUUGGCGUCGGUCGACCCCAUCGUCGCCAGGACCAACGAGCAAGGAUUUUACGAGAUCCGCUCCCAGGCGCUCGCGGACGGCCGUUACACCUUGGUCGCUACCGCCUCGUCGGACGAGUCUGGUUCAAACUCGGCCUCAUCGCGGCCGAGGAACUUUGUGGUGUCUUCCACGCAGUCUGGCUCACGAGAUGAGUGCUACGCUCCCACCCUCACCGGCCCCGGCGUCCGAUCCGACUUCCGUCGCUCUACCAUCGCUGGAUACACCGCCACCGGCACCCUCUGCGACGACGGUCUUGUCCGUCUCAUGACGGAAGAGACCGGGGAGGUCGCCGUCAUUGGUCUUGACGGCGCCGGCGCGUUCAACGUCCCGGUCCUUCAUCCUCAGUAUGGCGUCCUGCACUACUACCUCCUUCACACCUCGGAUACGGCGGGCCUCCUCCGGAGCAACACCGUCGAGGUCACGGUCACGUGCGACGUCCCCAUCAUCCUCGAACCCCUCGGCCAGACCUGGCAGCCAAACUACAACGAGUACGACCCGGUCUACAUCUACAACCGGCGUCCUCCUAUGGGCGGCAACACGGGUCAAUGCCGCUUUGCCACCAUCGAAAUCACCGGUCGGCCGACUGUCACUGUCUCGUCGGACGCACAGGGCUACUUCAAGGUACCGCCCUCGGUCUAUGAGAAUGGUGCCUACGCCCUCAUCGUCACUGGAACGCCGGACGGUACCGCGGAAAGCCUUUCUGGGCCGGUUGCCAAGCGGUCCAACCAGCGCAACUUCAUCAUUGACUCUACCGAGCCUAUGCCUAGCACCGUCGGCUCAAGGCGUCGGAGUAUCAAGCCAAGGUGUAAGGCGGAUGAGGAGCUGUGCCGUUUCAUCGGCGUCAACAACAGGAUGUCUAUACAGUACAGGUGCUAUCCUGACCUCUCUACCAAUCUCAACCGGUGUGGCUCGUGCGAUGGACCCGACUGUGCGGAUCUGCUCAAUGUCGACGGCGUGAUGUGCUUGGAAGGGCGGUGUCAAAUCCAAACGUGUGAGAAAGGUUACAUACUGCGCGACAAUGCUUGCGUCAAACGAUAG